Molecule: messenger RNA, 779 nt
Organism: Aaosphaeria arxii CBS 175.79
Lineage: Eukaryota; Fungi; Ascomycota; Dothideomycetes; Pleosporales
Exons: 1
Coding region: 216-671 (151 amino acids)
Source: RefSeq, a predicted model, not a curated record
AUUGAGUCUACUGGGGGAUGGGCUCCAUUUCAAGCAUAAAGCGAUGAUUCCCCCUGUGCGUUGCUUUGAUAUACAGGUUCGUUAGGAGAAGGCGUCUUGGUGUAGUUAUUUGUCGUUAUGUUUUGUGUCAUUGCAUCCCAGUGGCUGCAUUGGUCCAUCGUUUUCUCUCUUCACGGUCAGGAGCUCGGAAAAGCAGGUCUUGCGAGAUCGCAUGCAUGGAAGGGGUUUGUUGGACUCGUGUUCUACUUCAGGUCAGCCUCCUCGAGGUCUCAUUGCUUUGUCUCUUUCCCUUCCUUCCCCGGAGCCAGGUAUACCUGUUUUCACUUCCCUAUCUGUCUUACUGUGAUGGAUGGGUUUGUCUCUUGUUCCCUUUUUUUUUCGUUCACUGGCCUUGCACACAUAAAUCGGCGCGAGUUGUACUGGGGCGUGCAUGGCUGGAUUGCAUCUCGGUUGAGCAGAUACUGUCAAACAUGCAGGGUUUGCUUUUCUUUUGCAUGGCGGAUAUCUGCUUGGGAAAGUAUCUCUUUCGAGUAUCUGUCUCCUGGGAGGAUUUUGCUUUUAUAGGUCAUCCGGGUUCAUUUAGAGUCGUACGCGCUUUCGAGUUUCCGUCGGCAUCAUUUCAAAGCUGCGCGAUAUCCUGUCCCUACAGCAUCCUUUAUCCCCCCUUUUGAUAGCAUCUACACGGAUUGUGCGAUUUUCUUAGUAAUAAUAGUCUAUCUUGGAUUUCCUAUGAAGGGUUUCAAUAUGAGUUUGAUGAAUCUCAAGGUUUGCAAAUCUCU